Messenger RNA from Dromiciops gliroides (monito del monte), 762 nucleotides. Its product is annotated as folate receptor alpha-like. The record is from RefSeq and is a predicted model, not a curated record. Gene Ontology annotation, molecular function: signaling receptor activity. Gene Ontology annotation, biological process: cell adhesion; fusion of sperm to egg plasma membrane involved in single fertilization; sperm-egg recognition. Lineage: Eukaryota; Metazoa; Chordata; Mammalia; Microbiotheria; Microbiotheriidae. Gene Ontology annotation, cellular component: external side of plasma membrane.
AUGACUCAACUAGGAUGGGGGUUGCUGUUCCUGGGCCUCAUGGCCAUGACUGAAGGGCUUUGGAAAGGUAAUGAUCUGCUCAACAUCUGCUUGGAUGCUAAGCACCACAAGUUCAAGCCUGGCAGAGAAGAUAACCUUCAUAACCAGUGCAGCCCAUGGAAGAAAAGAGCCUGCUGCACAGCAAACACCAGCGUUGCCACCCAUGAAGACACCUCCUUGUACCACUUCAACUAUAACCACUGUGGGAUGAUGACCCCAGCCUGCAAAUACUACUUUAUCCAGGUCACAUGUCUCUAUGCAUGCUCCCCCAACCUAGGACCCUGGAUCCAGCCGGUGUCCUCAAGUUGGAGGAAGGAACGGAUCCUGAAUGUUCCCCUGUGCAGGGAGGAUUAUGACCAGUGGUGGGAGGACUGCCAAACCUCCUAUACCUGCAAAGAGAACUGCCACAAAGGUUGGAAUUGGACUUCAGGGAUUAAGGAGUGCCCAGUUAAGGCUGCCUGCCACCCUUUCACAUUUCACUUUCCAACACCGGUGUCCCUAUGUGAGAAUAUUGCUCCCUAUGUGAGUCAUUCUUACAAUGCAAGCUCUCUUGUCCAGGGCAGUGGCAAAUGUAUUCAGAUGUGGUUUGACCCAGGCCAGGGAGGAAAUCCCACUGAAGCUGUGCCUAAAUCCUAUGCUUUGAGCUCUGCCCCAAGCAUUUUCACUUGGAAGGCCAGUUUCCCCUUCUUAAUUUUGACACUGCUGUUGCUUCUCUGGGGAUAA